This is a messenger RNA of Plodia interpunctella (Indianmeal moth), 1922 nucleotides long. RefSeq lists its product as uncharacterized. The record is from RefSeq and is a predicted model, not a curated record. Lineage: Eukaryota; Metazoa; Arthropoda; Insecta; Lepidoptera; Pyralidae. The transcript has 4 exons. Gene Ontology annotation, cellular component: endoplasmic reticulum. The coding region runs from base 228 to 530 and encodes 100 amino acids.
AACUCCAAGCAUACAGUGUAAAAAUGUCGUCGCAGGUGUAAUUAUUGGUGUAAUUUAGCUUUAUUUUCCGAUUCUCUUGGCGGGCGUAUACGUUUCAAUAAAUAUUUUAUUCCAAUUUUAGACUUCUAGUUACUAUUUUGGAAAUAGUGUAAAUAAAUAGUUGCAAACCAAUUUGGGUGUGCCAUAAAAAUAUUACCUAAUAUUGGACGUGGUUUCUUUGGUCAGAAAUGGGUGACGAAGUGGAUCCUUGCGAAUGCCUCUGGAACCACGAGAUGGCCAUGCGACGGCUGAUUUCUCUGCUCCGACAAGGGCAGUCAUACUGCACAGACAGUGAGUGCCUGGAGCAGCUGCCAGGGUUGCCGGCCCCGCAGUCGGCCGGGAACAGCUUCCUGGUGAUGUUCCUGAUGAUGGCCCUCGCCGUCGCCAUGUAUAUGAUGCGCCCGCGGCGUAACCAAAUACAGGAUGUUGCUAAACCGGACCGCAACACACAAGACCGUGACGGUGCCCCACCCACUCCGCCUCGGAUCUAAAACAAAACCAUGACCAUUGUCGACGCUCAGGUGAAAAAGGAUUCCAGUUAAUUGUAUUAUAAUAAAAAAAAAGUAUUACAUGUUGCGCCCACGUAAGAUAACUCGUCGGGACGUAAUAUUAAGACCUUGUUUAGAUGUAACUUAAGUGGAGAUUAUAUAAUGUACCUCUGAUUAUGUAGGGUAUGUACCUACCAUCCUGCAAGAUGCAUAUUUUGGCAUAUAGUGAUAGUUGCGGCAAAUAAAUUUAUUUUAUAUUAUUUUGAAUAUUGAUAUAAAUACUUUUACUAAUUUAUUUGGUGCCUAUCACUUGUUUAUAAUUUAUAUGCUAUAAAUUACUGAUUACGAAACGUGGAAAUUCAAAUUAUGUUUAUUAGCAAAGUGAUGAUUUUUUUUUUAUUUAUAAAAUCUCAUAUUAUUAUAUUGUAAUCUAUGGCUUCCAUUUUGUAUGUGGAAGUUUGUUCUUGUAAUAUUAUUUUAUAACAUGGGUGCUAUAAUUUAAAAGUUAAAAUUUUAAACAUUUUGCAAUUUACAGUUUCAACUAAUUCUGGGUAAUAUAUGUCUGAAUAUCAUCACAAGUGCAAUAUCAUUUAAAACCCGAGAUCUGAAUUAUAAUAUAAGGAAAUAAAUAAUAUAAUUGCCACAAUUUACCUAUAAGUAUAUAUUUGAAUAUAAUAGUUUUAAAACUCUUUUUGUUCAACAUAGCAAAUCGCUGUGAUUCUUUCUAGUUUAGUUGCAAGGUUAGGGAUUCAUUUAAAAUUCUAAGUGCACGAUUUUGUUUGCUUUUCACUUGAUUCAUAUUAUAAAACACAUCACUACUAAAAUUAAACAUUCUGUUGAGUAUUGAAAAAACAUAUUUAGUAAUUUAACUACCUUUAAUAACCAUGAUUCUAAAGAAUAAAAAAGUUAUCUAUAAAACAUGAGUUAAAAUUCUCAUUACUCGUGUUUUCAAAAUAAAAUUUGCACGAGGGUGCUAAUUCUAUACGACGCGAUAAUAUAAGUAUUUGGCACAUCAUAGAGUGCAAAAUUCUUCGAUUUUAACGACAUACUUACAUAUUAAUUAAAGGCCAUUAUUAAUUAAUGACCGUGGAUAUACAUUAGGGUUAGUUUCACAAUAGCAUCUUGGGUUGGGUUUAUUUUCGCUGUAUCAUAUCUCAAUUACUUUGCAGUAUUAUAUUGCUGGGAAAAAUUGACUUAAGACUAUUUCAAACUAUAAAAUAUUGUUGAACGUAAUAAAUAUUACUAUAUAGGAUUAUUAUGCAAAUGUUCAAGCAUCCAGUGCAUUCUUCGUGGUGGGUGUCUAGUUUUAUUGUAAUAUGUGUUUAAAAUUAAAUAAAAUUACUGACACUUAUUGGUUUCAUUAAAGAAAAUAAAUAAAAAUGUAUAUAUAAUAAA